AUGGCAAAUAAACGCAUUCAAUCUUCACCUUACUCUACGCGCAUGCAACGAAUUUAUCGUUCUGUGGGCUUCACGAAGGGCUACAACUUCAUUAUAUGGUUCCUCUUUGGGGGAGCCUUCCUGGGCUUUACUCUUUCUCGCUUUAUAUACCUUGACUUUGAUGGCCGAUUAUGCCCAAGCGAGCCACCAACCAACAGGAUAUACGGCUCGAGAGGGGCAGUUCCUGGAGAGUGCUACUACUAUAGGCGCGGCAUUGGCAAAGCAGGUAUCAUCAUGCAUCUAGCUGGUAUUCUUCCGGCUGCUGUGUUGGUGGUAUUCCAGUUCAUGCCUGUAAUUCGACACAGGGCUUUGGUUGUCCAUCGAAUCAAUGGCUACAUCGUUCUACUCCUCUCAGCAGUUGGAAUGAUUGGUGUCUUCAUGAUCGCUAGGCACACUUUCGGUGGGACACUGGAGAUGCAGACCGUGAGUGGUGCUGCGAGCAUCAUGUUCACCGUUUGCAUGGUCUUGGCUUACAUCAACAUCAAGAGGCUGCAGCUUGAGCAACACCGCGCGUGGAUGUUGCGAGGAUGGAUAAUAGUCGGGCACAUCAUCACCAUGAGAGCCAUCUCAGCUAUAAUGGCCAAGAUUACCAGCCACUUGGAUCCUUACUACACAAUUGCUCCAUGCGCAGUUGUCGAUUCAAUGUUCUACCAUAACAAAGCCGCUGUUGAAGCACUGUACCCUGACUGCAUCAGUUUCUACACCGGCGAAACCCCCGACCAGCGCGUCAUGAUCAAGGGAACUGCAGGCGGACGCCCUGAUCAGAUCGCAGCCAGCCUCAACAGUGCGUUCGGUGCGAGCGCCUGGCUUGCUCUCCUGCUUCACGUCAUCGCUGCCGAAGUGUAUCUUCGUCUUACGCCUGCUGAAGCUCAGAGGCUGCGCAAAGUGUCGUACAGGAGGCAGCUUGAGGCUGGGAUGGGAAGUCCGGGUAAUGCUGGAUUGACAGCACAGAGAUUUGGAGAUGCAGAGCCGUGGAUAUGUCCUGAUGAUGGGCAGCCGCUUUGUGGUGAGAUGGCUAGUUCAAGGCAGCCAAGUGGUAGUCAUGAUCUUUCGAGAGACAAAUAA
Fusarium sp. VM40 is the source of this 1104-nucleotide messenger RNA. NCBI's taxonomy places the organism in Eukaryota, Fungi, Ascomycota, Sordariomycetes, Hypocreales, Nectriaceae. The record is from the annotation of a GenBank genome assembly.